This is a messenger RNA of Alternaria ethzedia, 711 nucleotides long. RefSeq lists its product as uncharacterized. The coding region runs from base 1 to 711 and encodes 236 amino acids. The record is from RefSeq and is a predicted model, not a curated record. Gene Ontology annotation, molecular function: catalytic activity. NCBI's taxonomy places the organism in Eukaryota, Fungi, Ascomycota, Dothideomycetes, Pleosporales, Pleosporaceae. The transcript has a single exon.
AUGAAGACUGACAAUUACCUUAACCUCUGCCUCGAGCAGGCCGCCAAGUCGCCUUUACGCUACCGCCAUGGAGCCAUCAUUGUCCGUGGUGGCAAAGUCAUUGGUCAGGGCUACAAUGAUCAUCGCUCUGGCUUCGACGGUGGUGCCCUGAAGACCGGACGCCUUCCAAUGCGCGCGACUAAGCGAGAGAUAGGUGAGCCGAAGGGUCAUGUAAAUAAGACUUUUACACCCUUUGAAAGUAUAGGCGGUGGAGGAAAACUCGCCAACACUCCGUUGUCUAUGCACAGCGAGAUGAUGGCGAUCCACUCCGCUCUCUCGGCUUCUAGCACGCUGGCUUCUAGUGCGGUGUCUUCCGAAAAACCGUGCUUUAAACUAUCGGGUGAUUCUAAACGAAAGUCACGACUACGAAGGGAAGCAAUCAACUCAUAUGUCAAAGCCAUCUGCGAGGCCGCACUGGCCCAGUCCACCGCGGCCUCUGGCAGUGUCCAGUCCGGUGUUCAAGAGUGGCGAUUUGAAUCCUCUGCAUCUGGAUCGCGCGAGACUGAACCUUGUGUUUCACGACCAGGAGAAGAACGAGAACGUGGCCUUAUCGGAAGCGAACAGUACGGAGAAACACCGCCUGAAGAACGGGAAGAAUCAUCAUCAUCACAAGCUUGGCAACAAGUCCAACAAUGGACAACACAAACACAGUGGUCGACGACAUGCGCGUAA